AUCUGUAGAUUUCCCUUUCCUGUUGAGAGUCUCCCCAGAUUUCUCAUCGUCCUCUAAGAGAUUUGAAAAUUUCCGAAAUCUGGUGCGUGUGGGUUUGUGUGGAAAAAUCAACUUGGAGUCUGCUUAAGGGGCGUUGCUAGAUUCAUUCGGUGGAAUUCAUGGAGCGCUUACCGUGUGCAGAGCGCUGUACCGGUCCGCACCUUGUUUCCAAGGUUUCUGAGUCACGUACGUUUGUUCUAUUUAACGCUGGGGCUGCCGUUCGGACGCCGAAAAGAAGUUCUUGAAACGGCGUCGAAACGGGGCUCUGUUUCAUGUGGUGAAGAUCUCGGUAGCAAUUAAAUUCCCGAAGACCUGCCAAGGCACCCAUUGGCUGAAAUGGGGAUAUUCCAGCCACUGGUUUUUGAGUUGCGAAGAAGAGGCUGUUCAAAUAUGACUCAGUUAGAGGAGCGGAGCCGUCUGUGAGACAUGGAUAGAUGUAAGCACGUGGGGCGGUUACGACUCGCCCAGGACCACUCCAUCCUGAACCCCCAGAAGUGGCAGUGCAUCGACUGUAACACCACGGAGUCCAUCUGGGCCUGCCUCAAGUGCUCCCACGUGGCUUGCGGGCGGUACAUCGAGGAGCACGCGCUCAAGCACUUCGAGGAGACCAGGCACCCGCUGGCGAUGGAGGUGAACGACCUGUACGUGUUCUGCUACCUCUGCGAGGACUACGUCCUGAACGACAACCCCGAGGGCGACCUGAAGCUGCUCCGGAGCGCCCUCUCCGCCAUCCGGAGCCCCAGGGCCGACCCGGCGGGCCGGAGCGGGCGGACGCUGCGCUCGACGGCCUCGGGGGAGGCCGCGCCCCGCUCCCGCCGGGCCCCCCAGGGCCGGCCGCAGAUGCUGACGGCCCUCUGGCACCGGCGGCAGUGCCUGCUCGCCAAGGCCCUGAGGGUCUGGUUCCAGAAGAGCUCCCGGGGCCGGCUGAAGCUGGAACAGAAGAGGCGGACCGAGGAGCUGGAGAGGAAGAAGGAAGCCACGAGGCAGCGGAGGCGCGAGCUGAAACGACGCCUCCUGGAGGAGCUGGCCAACACCCCCCCGAGGAAGAGCGCCCGGCUGCUGGCCCCCCGGGAGGGCUCGCCCCCGGGCUCCUUCCCGGGGGGCGCCGCCACUUCUUCUACCUCAAGGACGCGGGCGGCGGCGGGCGGCGGCCCCUACGGCCAGCUCUACGCCGUCCGGCGCAAGCCGGCCAUGACCCCGGGGGUCACGGGCCUGAGGAACCUGGGCAACACCUGCUACAUGAACUCCAUCCUCCAGGUGCUCAGCCACCUCCAGAAGUUCCGAGAGUGCUUCCUGACCCUGGACCUCUCCGACACCGAAGACCUCUUCGCCAGGGCGCCCGGCGGGCCGGCGGCCGGGGCCCGGGGGCGGCCGGGCCCGCCGGGCGGCCUCAACGGCGGGGCGGCCUCCGGCCAGAGCCUGGAGCUGAUCCAGCCCAAGGAGCCCAGCUCCAAGCACAUCUCCCUCUGCCACGAACUGCACACCCUCUUCCGCGUCAUGUGGUCCGGGAAGUGGGCCCUGGUGUCCCCGUUCGCCAUGCUGCACUCCGUGUGGAGCCUGAUCCCGGCCUUCCGCGGCUACGACCAGCAGGACGCGCAGGAGUUCCUCUGCGAGCUGCUGGACAAGGUGCAGCAGGAGCUGGAGUCGGAGGGCACCAAGCGCAGGAUCCUCAUCCCCUUCUCCCAGAGGAAGCUCACCAAGCAGGUGCUCAAAGUGGUCAACACCAUAUUUCACGGCCAGCUGCUCAGCCAGGUCACCUGCAUCACCUGCAACUACAAAUCCAACACCAUCGAGCCCUUCUGGGAUCUGUCCCUGGAGUUUCCCGAACGCUAUCACUGCCUAGAGAAGGGCAUCGUCCCUUGCAAUCAGACCGAGUGCAUGCUCACAGAGAUGUUGGCCAAAUUCACGGAAACGGAGGCUCUGGAAGGGAGGAUCUACGCGUGCGACCAGUGUAACAGCAAAAGGCGCAAAUCCUCUCCCAAACCUCUCCUCCUGAGUGAAGCUAAAAAGCAGUUAAUGAUCUACAGACUACCUCAGGUCCUCCGACUGCACCUUAAACGAUUCAGGUGGUCUGGACGGAAUCACCGGGAGAAGAUCGGGGUCCAUGUCGUCUUUGAGCAGGUAUUAACCAUGGAACCUUACUGCUGCAGGGACACCCUCUCCUCUCUUGAGAAAGAGGCCUUUGCCUAUGACCUCUCCGCGGUGGUGAUGCAUCACGGGAAAGGGUUUGGCUCAGGACACUACACAGCAUAUUGCUACAACACAGAGGGAGAGAACAGUGCAGGGCAGCGCGGACGUCUCAGCGAACCACCUCCGAGCUCAGGGGCCGUCCGGGAACUGCGAAGAGGACAGAGGACUGACCUUCCCCUGAAAGGGAAGCGCCUCGGCUCGUUCGGGACCACGUCGGGGUUCGCGACAUUCCUCUCGGGAGGAACGGAGGCUGGAUGUGGAAACGGAUCUCCCGGUUUGCCACCGCAGGGCCUAGAAUAGAAGAUAUCAGGUUUUUUCGAUCUCGCCAUAA
This is a messenger RNA of Ornithorhynchus anatinus (platypus), 2560 nucleotides long. RefSeq names its product ubiquitin specific peptidase 49 (gene USP49). Gene Ontology annotation, molecular function: cysteine-type deubiquitinase activity; zinc ion binding. The record is from RefSeq and is a predicted model, not a curated record. Gene Ontology annotation, biological process: protein deubiquitination. Bases 466 to 2529 code for a protein of 687 amino acids. The transcript has 7 exons. NCBI's taxonomy places the organism in Eukaryota, Metazoa, Chordata, Mammalia, Monotremata, Ornithorhynchidae. Gene Ontology annotation, cellular component: cytoplasm.